UAUGCAAAGAAGUCACACUGCUGUCUCAACAUGAGAAAAUGUUCAUAUUUGCAUGCGUACAAGUAUGUAUAUAUACCCAACUCCCUCCCGCGUAUAUACGUAAAUCAAUUCAUUAUCCCCUCCCCUCCCUUCCUCUUCCCAAUCCUCAUAAAAGCAUGCAAAAGAAAACAGAAACCCCCACCCCAACCACCACCGUCUAAUAAAAGCCCCCCAACAUACUACACCCUCCCCGCGCCCCUCUCAC
Molecule: messenger RNA, 244 nt
Organism: Aaosphaeria arxii CBS 175.79
Lineage: Eukaryota; Fungi; Ascomycota; Dothideomycetes; Pleosporales
Exons: 1
Coding region: 39-200 (53 amino acids)
Source: RefSeq, a predicted model, not a curated record